Chaetura pelagica (chimney swift) is the source of this 1236-nucleotide messenger RNA. It is a transcript of the gene REEP1, whose product is annotated as receptor accessory protein 1. The transcript has 8 exons. Lineage: Eukaryota; Metazoa; Chordata; Aves; Apodiformes; Apodidae. The record is from RefSeq and is a predicted model, not a curated record. Gene Ontology annotation, cellular component: endoplasmic reticulum membrane; cytoplasmic microtubule; endoplasmic reticulum tubular network. Gene Ontology annotation, biological process: endoplasmic reticulum tubular network organization. Gene Ontology annotation, molecular function: microtubule binding.
AUGGGAAGCUUCAUCCUUUCCUGUCUCAUUUAGCUUAUCUUUGGCACUCUUUACCCUGCAUAUUAUUCGUACAAAGCCGUGAAAUCAAAGGACAUCAAAGAAUAUGUCAAAUGGAUGAUGUACUGGAUCAUAUUCGCGCUCUUCACGACAGCAGAGACUUUCACGGAUAUCUUUCUUUGCUGGUUUCCAUUCUACUAUGAACUCAAAAUAGCUUUUGUAGCUUGGCUGCUGUCUCCAUACACAAAAGGCUCCAGCCUCCUGUACAGGAAAUUUGUUCAUCCAACACUGUCUUCAAAAGAAAAGGAGAUCGAUGACUGCCUUGUCCAGGCCAAAGACAGGAGCUACGAUGCCCUGGUGCACUUUGGGAAGCGGGGGCUGAACGUCGCGGCCACAGCAGCUGUCAUGGCAGCUUCAAAGGUCUCUCAGCUACUUCAUUUACACUGGUAUUUGGACCAGAAAAAAGGGCAGGGUCAGGGGGCCCUGUCUGAGAGACUAAGGAGCUUUAGCAUGCAGGAUCUCUCAUCAAUUCGUGGAGACAGCAGCAGCACUGUUCCUCCUUCGGUCACUGUACGGACAAGUAGCAAACAGAGCCAGCCAAAAACAUCCAGAAGUGCAUCGGAAGGCACUGGCAGCUCAGGCACCGCCUAGGACCCUUAGACCUCGCUUCAGGAAGAAAAGUACCUCGUCCUCUGCCACUGAAACAAUGUGAGUGCAAUGAGCCAAUAGCACCAAGAUCCACAGAAUGUCUCUCUUCUGCCUUAAAGAGCUACUUGUUACUAAUGUAGGAAACAGCAGCGGGAUGGAUGUGCUUUGAUGUACAGCAUGGUAGACAUGGCCUUUCUGUCUCCUCUCUCUGUAUUCUCCUGUUACACCCCUCUGGCCUUUGUCCGUGAUGUGGGUAGGACAGUCUGGCAGACACCUGCAAGUUUAGAGUCCUUGUUUGGUUUGCAGAGUGUGCACCCACUCAUGCUAAUCCCAUAAAGCUGUACCUUUACAAUUCUUAUUUGUGUCUGCAUAGCUCUGUGAAUGCACAGCAGAAACAAAAAAUAAUCAGUUGCUCAUGAUGAUACAUUGACAGUGUAUUUAUUUAUGACUUUAUCAUUAAUGAAGUGGAUUUGCAGAAGCCACGGAUUUCUCUUCUCUCCUUUCCUCCUCAAGACUGUGAAUGAUGUAACAAAUGUCAAAGUACUUUGUACAAAAUGUCCAGGAUUCAUUCGUGAAAGCUGAGCUACAACU